Molecule: messenger RNA, 1386 nt
Organism: Oldenlandia corymbosa var. corymbosa
Lineage: Eukaryota; Viridiplantae; Streptophyta; Magnoliopsida; Gentianales; Rubiaceae
Source: the annotation of a GenBank genome assembly
AUGCGCCUCCGAGCUAUCUCUAACUUCGCUUCCGCUUCUGCCUCUGCUUCCGAGACGGAGCCGGAGUCGGAGUCCGACUCCCAGAACCACCCAGGUAACCGUAACCACUUAACUUCCCGUGCGGGGCCCGAUUUUUCCUCCAGGCUUUCUGAUGAGUUAUUGUUGAAUGUGUUCUCUAAGCUCCCCAAAAGUCAGCUCGUUUCUAACUCGUUGGUUUGUAAAAGAUGGUGUAGGCUAAGUGGGAAAUUAGUCCGGGCAGUAAAGGUUUUGGAUUGGGAGUUCAUUCAAUCGGGUCGGGUUAGUUAUCGGUUCCCUAAUUUAAUUGAUGUUGACAUUGUCCAGGCUGGUGUCAAGUCUUGCCGCAACUCUGGGAUUCUGUUGAGUAGUAAAUUUGUGUCUGUUCGUUUAGAUUCUUGUAAGUUUCCUAGGGAAAGUUUUGUCAAAAAAGAGGAAUUUUUGGAUUCCCAAGUGAUUGAUAAAGGGGUAAGGACACUGGCCGAAGGAUGUUGUAAUUUGAAAAGAGUUUCCCUAAUCAAUGUUAGUGAGCUAGGGUUGCGUAGCAUAGCGGAGGAGUGUGAAAUGUUGCAGGAAAUGGAGUUACAUUGCUGUGAUGAUUUUGCUUUGAAAGGGGUUUCUGGCUGUAGGAAUUUGCAGAUACUGAGACUAGUUGGUUGUGUUCCUGGUGUUUACAGUUCCUUGAUUUCAGAUAUUGGAUUGACCAUCUUAGCUCAAGGAUGCAGACGGCUGCUUACACUUGAACUGGUGGGCUGUGAAGGGAGUUAUGAUGGCAUUAAGGCGAUAGGGCAGUGUUGUCAAAUGUUAGAAGAGUUAACCUUAUGUGAUCACAGGAUGGAAGGCGGUUGGUUGUCGGCAUUGUCAUAUUGUGGAAAUCUGAAGACACUGAAGCUUCAGUCUUGCAAGAGUAUUGAUGUUAGUCCAGGACCCGAUGAGCAUUUGGGGUUUUGUCCUACUCUUGAAGAGUUACAUUUGCAGAGAUGUCAGUUGAGGGAUAAGCAGGGUGUAAGAGCUUUGUUUUUGGUUUGUGGAGCUGUUAGGGAGCUUGUUUUUGAAGAUUGUUGGGGGUUGGAUAACAAUACAUUUGCUGCAACCAGUAUUUGUAGGAGUAUAAGAUUUCUCUCUUUGGAAGGAUGCUCGUUACUAACGAUAGAAGGUUUAGAGUCGAUAAUACUCUCUUGGAAGCAUCUAAUUAGGCUCAAAGUAGUUUCUUGUAACAACAUUAAGGAGAGUGAUAUCACACCAGAGCUCGCCACUCUAUUCGCUGAUCUUAAAGAGUUGAAAUGGAGUCCUGACUCAAAGUCUCUCUUGUCAUCAGGUCUUGCAGAGACAGGAGUUGGGCAGAAAGGCGGUAGAUCUUUCAGGUUAUAA